AUGUUCCGCCACAGCGUCCGGCGGUUUGCGACGACGGCAGCGCGCAGAGCCGCAGCCGCGCCCGCAGCCGACCCGUCGCCGUAUACGCUCGCCGUCUCCAAGGCGCAGGGCGUGGCAAAGGGGUUGACCGGUGGCAACACGCCCCUAAUCCGGCUGAACAAGCUCUCCGCCCAAACCGGCUGCGACGUGCUCGGCAAGGCCGAGUUCAUGAACCCGGGCGGGUCGGUCAAGGACCGCGCAGCGCUAUAUGUCGUCCUCGAUGCGGAGGAGCGCGGCCUUCUAAAACCGGGCGAGCGCGGCACCGUGGUCGAGGGCACGGCGGGCAACACGGGGAUCGGACUCGCGCACGUGUGUCGUUCGCGCGGCUACGACCUGGUCAUCUACAUGCCGGACACGCAGUCGCAGGGCAAGGUCGACCUGCUGCGCCUGCUGGGCGCCGAGGUAUACCCCGUGCCCGCCGUCGCCUUCGACAACCCGCAGAACUACAACCACCAGGCGGCGCGGCACGCGGAGCGCCUGCGCAAGGAGGCACCGGGGGGAAAUGGCAAGGCGGUCUGGACGAACCAGUUCGACAACACGGCCAACCGCCGCGCGCACAUCGAGACGACGGGCCCGGAGAUCUGGGCGCAGACCAAGGGAAAAGUCGACGCCUUCACGUGCGCGACGGGCACGGCCGGCACGCUCGCGGGCGUGACGCGGUACCUGAAAGACGUCUCCAACAGCCGCGUCAAGGCGUACCUCGCGGACCCGCCCGGCAGCGUGCUGCACUCGUACAUCCAGUCGGGCGGCAAGCUAUCCGAGCGCGCCGGCGGCAGCAUCACCGAGGGCAUCGGCCAGGGCCGCAUCACGGACAACCUGGCGCCGGAUUUGGGGUUACUAGACGGCAGCCUGCACAUCGCCGACGCCAAGAGCGUCGAGAUGGUGUACCGGUGCCUCGACGAGGAGGGCCUGUACCUGGGCGCCAGCAGCGCGCUCAACGUCGUCGCCGCCAAGGAGGUCGCCGAGCUGAUGGGGCCGGGCCACACCGUCGUCACCAUGCUGUGCGACGGCGCGUAUCGGUACGCCGACCGCCUGUUCUCGCGGAAGUGGCUCGAGAGCAAAGGCCUGCUGGGGGCGAUACCGGAGCAUCUUACCAAGUACAUCGUGCUGCCGUAG
Anthostomella pinea is the source of this 1155-nucleotide messenger RNA. The record is from the annotation of a GenBank genome assembly. NCBI's taxonomy places the organism in Eukaryota, Fungi, Ascomycota, Sordariomycetes, Xylariales, Xylariaceae.